Molecule: messenger RNA, 171 nt
Organism: Phytophthora sojae
Lineage: Eukaryota; Oomycota; Peronosporomycetes; Peronosporales; Peronosporaceae
Exons: 1
Source: RefSeq, a predicted model, not a curated record
CAAGCACCGGGAUCGAAGAUCCACUGGGCGGCGAGGCGGUCAUCUCCGUUCGCAUGCUGGGCCCCGCCACGCCGGAAGGAGUGCGAGGUCAGGUCAGGGGUGGCUCCUGCCGGCUCGGCGACGCGCUUGAGCAUCCUGUUCACGUACGCCUGCACGCUGUCUUCGCCGCGC